Messenger RNA from Strongylocentrotus purpuratus (purple sea urchin), 2591 nucleotides. RefSeq names its product protein qua-1. Gene Ontology annotation, cellular component: nucleus. The record is from RefSeq and is a predicted model, not a curated record. The transcript is spliced from 7 exons. Bases 202 to 1863 code for a protein of 553 amino acids. NCBI's taxonomy places the organism in Eukaryota, Metazoa, Echinodermata, Echinoidea, Camarodonta, Strongylocentrotidae. Gene Ontology annotation, biological process: regulation of gene expression. Gene Ontology annotation, molecular function: protein binding.
UUGAGGUCAGAGAGUCACAUGUAGAAAGGUACGCUAUACGACGACUGUCCUGUAUUGUUUACAUGACCAUUAACGAAUUGGCGCUUAUUUCAGAAAACUGAAAAGGAGUCACUUUGGAAGUCACCGAAAAACGGAAACUAUAGUUAAGAGGGCAGACUUAUUGACAAACUAAUUUUACAUUAGGAAAUGUAAUGCGUAAAGAUGACAGAAAUGGUGAAGCAGCCGAGUCCGAAGCCAGAAGCAGCAGACGAGGACGCCACGUUAUCAGUCCCGCUGCCCGCACAGCUGCCGGGGACUCCAAGCCUCUUCUACCAACUUCGUCGGAUAGGAGCUGCGGCCAGCUUGCAAGGAGUCAAAGAUGUAUUCAAGCUGACCAAGCCAAGGACCAUCAUGGGAAGGAAUGAAUCAGAUGUGGAUUGCUUUGUAGAUUCUUCCGUUCACACCAGGUUGAUCUCACGCCAACAUGCCGAGAUUCUCCUAGAGAUGGAUGAGAACCAAAGCCCAAUACUCUAUGUAUUAGACAAGAGUCUGAAUGGAACGUUUGUCAAUGACGUCAAGGUCACAUCUCAGACCAAAGUACCUCUGAAGGAAGGAGACACCCUGACCCUGGGUCAUCUCAGAGGAAUCCAAGUCAAACAGGGAACCCAUGCAGAACAACAGAACUCAGAGUUCAGAUUCAUGCUGGUGUAUGCACCUGAGGAAGAGGAUUGCACAGAGGGCGAUGAGAACACCCCAACAAAGGGAAAGAAGAAAGAUUCCCCGAAACUAUCCAAGAAAACUCGGAUCCUUCACCCCCCGGACAGCAACGUCAACUCAGCGACGUCGCAAUCUGCCAACAGAGCUGCCAGCAUUCCACCGCCUUUCCUUCAGAACAAUGUGAACAGUGAUGGAUCAGGGAGCAGUGUGAACACACCUACUCGGAAGAGAAAGACUCGCAGUGGUGUUGAAUCCCUCUCCUCCCACCAAGACAAUGAGAAUAAGACUCAGGACGGGGAAGAGAAUACCCAACCCUUAAUGAAUUCAGAUUCAUCGUUGAGAGGAAAACCAAAGCGAGGGCGUGGGAGACCCCCCUUCACGACAGGAUCAGCUCGUGGAAGGGGUAGCACUGGGGGUGUAGCACGGGGAAGGGGUAGCACUGGGGGAUCAGCUCGUGGAAGGGGUAGCACUGGGGGAUCAGCUCGUGGAAGGGGUAGCACUGGGGGUGUAGCACGAGGAAGGGGUAGUACUAGGGGAUUAGGACGUGGGAGGGGGAGGGGAAGGGGGCGAGGAAGGGGGCAAGGAGAUUCUGAGAAGAUGGAGACAGAAGAACCUGGGACCUUGUCUCGAGAGGAGGCUCAGCAUGGAGUGUCAACUAGCAGUGGAGCAGCUCAGCAAUUUAAUUUUGAAUUUGAAUCAGAGAGUGGAAGUGACGAGGAUAUGUCCCUUCAUCGGCAGGUUGACGCGAUAUGUAAGAGGGAUUUUGAAAACUCAGAUUCAGACUCGAUUAAGAGUAGACCAGGAUCAUCCAGAUCAAGCUCAUCCAAGGGAAAGUCACCUAAGAAUAGUGGACCCUCCAAGUCUGAGCAUAAAACCAUGGAUAUGAAAAAAGGAGGAGAGAGCGCAUCAUCCUCGCAGGGUCUUCGCAAAAAGAGAGCCGCACCUUCCUUCUCCCAGAAAGAUGACGUAACCCUAACAGAAUACAACUCCCUGCCCUGUGCAUCCCCUACAUGCUGUAGACCUAUAGACAGCACGGUCACAUGGGUCCAAUGCGAUGACUGUGAUGACUGGUACCAUGUGACCUGCGCAGGAUGUGAUUAUAACAAGGUCAAACGGGUGGAUUAUCAGUUCUACUGUGGAUGCAAACCAAGGAAAAUAAAGAAGUGAAAGACUCUCUCUCUCUCUCUCUCUCUCUGACUGCCCUACCCAUCUCUCUGCAUACGAUGUGAUUAUAACAAGGUCAAACGGGCGGAUUAUCAGUUCUACUGUGGAUGCAAACCAAGGAAAAUAAAGAAGUGAAAGACUCUCUCUCUCUCUCUCUCUGACUGCCCUACCCAUCUCUGCACACGAUGUGAUUAUAACAAGAUCAAACGAGCUGAUUAUCAGGUUAACUGUAGAGGAUGCAAGCCCAAGACAUCUGAGAAGUUCAAAGUGAAGUCACUGUGAACACUAUGCAUUCACAGUUUGAAAGAACAUGUUAUCUUUAAAGCCCCACUGCACUAACUUAUAGGUACUUGGGCCCUCUACAUAUAGAAAACAAUGCCUUAGCGGUGCCUGUUUGUCCUCUACGAUCCCCUUUUUCUUAUGUGAAUUAAGAGCUGAGUCAAUGAGAUAACUACCUGUCCGUGACCUUGCAGGGAGGUCUAAUCCCCCUGGCUAAAUUAGUGCAGACAGACUUUAAGUACAAACAAAGAUCUUUGACUUUACAUGGGAACUUUUACUGAAUUUGUCAGACCGUCAUGACAAAAAAUGCCUCAUGUAUAAUUUUUUCAUGAGUUUCAAAACAAAUUAAACAUUGUGUUUAAAAUGGCGACCAUGGAUACUUUGGUAUGAAAAUAUGAGAUUGAUUUUGCCCUUCUCUUGCUAUUAAAGAAUCUUGUGUAUGGACCAAAUUA